UUGCCCGUCUGUGUGUCGGUCGAUUGCCCACCAGCUGGCCCUGGCUUGUCUGGCUCCUCCGAGGUACGCGCGCUGAAGAGUUCUGAAUCUGAAUCUAUCCGUAACCACGACCUGCUCUACUCGUCACCUUUGACUAGCCCCGAGCGACACGCGGAGGGCCGCCAGUAUCCGGCGACCACCAACCAGAGGUCCUUGUCGCGGCAAUCCAUCCAGGGGCACACUGCAAGACCUCCCCCCUCCAUCUCAAUCCGACGCCCUGUUUGGUUCGCACCAAGAGAGGAAAAAGAAGCACCGCACUAUCAACUAUCCCCUGUCAGGAGUCCUGCCUGGUUUGGGACUCCUAGAAACCUUUCUGUACGCACUACUCCGUACGGAAACCUACCUUUAAGAAGUCAAGGAUACCAAGAACGCCUGCGAGCAACCCAAUAA
This is a messenger RNA of Colletotrichum paranaense, 429 nucleotides long. RefSeq lists its product as uncharacterized. Lineage: Eukaryota; Fungi; Ascomycota; Sordariomycetes; Glomerellales; Glomerellaceae. The annotation marks the transcript as partial. The transcript is spliced from 2 exons. The record is from RefSeq and is a predicted model, not a curated record.